UGCAUCAGCCCAUCAAUCAACCCCAUCUCUAGUUGAUUAACUGGCUGUGAAGCCAUUUGGGUAUCUGAAACCAACAGCCUUACAGUACUAGGGAUGACGAUAGAUAAUGGGCAAUGUCCAAUCAGAAACAUCACAAGAAUCAGAGUCUGCCAAAGACGGGGAGGAGAAGACUAAUCCGGACAGGAGCAAGCCACCGGAUCGGGGCCCGAAGAGCAGCAAGCAUGAACUGGAGAGCCAGGGUCACGGCCCUCCAAUCCUCGAAGCCCAAACUGCCAGCCAGCCGCUGAACAGUGAGCCGGGGGGAGGAGACAGGCAGGUGGGAGCUCCCGAGAUGGGGAAGAAUCAUUCGAAGAAGUCCAAACUCAAGCUCUCCUCCAUGUGGGCCCAGAACUCGGCCAGUGGCGGGAUUAAGGAGGCCAGCCUCUGCGAUAAGGACCCAUUGAUGGAGAAGCGGGGGCUGGCUUGCCUCAGCAGGGCUGACCUCCAGAGCAGGCAGGUGACCUUCCUCCAAGAGGAUCAGCCCAAGGAGCUCAAGGUGGUCCUCGGGCCUCCGCAGGCGGCCGCCACCGAUCCACGGGACUUGAGCGUCAAGAGAGCACCGGCUAAAGGGAAGAGCAGGCUGGACAGCGCCCACCUGGACCAGAACAUGGUGGGGCCGCAGCAGCAGCAGCAGCAGCAUCUGGAGAAGGUCGUCGAGCUGGGCCACGUGGCCGGGGUGCCCAAGGAGGGGAUGGCAACGGAGAUCUUUUCGACCCAGCACGCCCGAACGAGCGCAAAGGAGUCUUUGGAGAAGGAGGGCCAUCCGUCCGAGGCUCUGCCUUCAGCCAAGAAGCAGCCGCUGGGUGCUUCGUGUGGCGCAGAGCCUUCUAAGAUGACGGAGGAAGCCGUGGCAGGCCCUCGAACCCUCAACGAGAGAAGCGCAAGCGGGCCGGCUCCUUCCGGUUGCCCGGCUCUCUCGGGAGGGAAGAAGACUCUCCUGUCGUGGGGAGCUGGCCAGGAGGAGAAAGAGCCGGCCGGUCAACGGGACAGCACCCCUGGGUGCGACGGGGACUCCCGGGGGUUGGCUUUCCCGCCUUCCAGCCCGCCCGUGGAACCGCCAAAGCCCUUGACCAUCCCGGAGGGAAAGCCUCAAGCCCCUGAAAGUGAAGGGAAAGCAGGGGCGAAGGACGAGGCUCCGGGCGCGGAGGUGGUCAGCUCGGUGACGAUGCAGGAGCUCAUGGAGAAAGGCCUCCACUUUCUGUACAAGGUGACCAUCCAGCCGGGGCAGUGGCCCUCCAGCCUCAAGUCGGCCAAGCAGAAACCCAGCGUCCUGACGCCUGGCAUCUCCUAUGCCGACAUCCUGAAGCAGAGCCCCCAGAAAAAGCCUUCCGCCAGUGCCCCUGUCUUGCCCAAAGCCUUGCACCAUCUCGCCUCUCCGAGCAAGAAGCUCCCGACCUUCAAAGGGCUGGAAAAGGACAAUCCCGAAGACUUCUCCUCCCUCUGCCAGUUGUUCCCCGAGCACUUCAAGGAGGCCGCCCCGAAAGGGCCUGCCCCGCAGGCGCCCAGCCAGCAAGUGGUGACGUUUCUCGAGGAGCUCUCCGCCGGCAACCCCAAAGGGACCGAGUGGCAGAGGCCUCGGCCGCCGACGCCGUACCCUCAGCGCCGCAAAGGGCAGGGCCGAAAGCUGCCCAGGUUCGGCACGGCCGUCUCUCAGGUCGUCGCCUUCCUCGGAAGCAACCCCAAAGGCGAUUGGUUGGUGCAGGAUGAGGGCCAGAUGCCGCCGAACGAGGCCACCACGGCGGCGGUGGCCAAGGAGGAAGAGGGUCCGGGCUGCCCCAGAUCCCCUGGCGGCACCGCCAAAGCGGCCAAAGAGGUGGGCUUCUUUCAGCCGAUCUCGUCCCUGUUUUCGGAGGGAAUCCCCAUGGAAAUUGACGACCCUCCUCUAAGACCCCAGAGGAGACCUCCGGGCCCGGACAAGGGAGCCAAAGAAACGAUUCCUGUCAAGGUGGCCCUGUGUAAUGCUUCUCGCGCCAAGGUGUCCCCGCUGGUGGCAACACACUCGUUCCAAAAGGAAGAACCAAUCCCUCCAGCCCUUCCGCUUCGCCCAACACAGCGCUCUCCGAGGGAGACGCAGGGUGUGCCCAGCCUGGCCUCGGCGGCACCGCCGUGCGUCCCCGCCGGACUGGUUCCCGAUCCGAAGGCCGCCCCCGCCGCCACUCAGGCGAGGCCCAAGCUCGUCCGGAAACAAGGGCCUGGCGCGACGAAAUCGAAAGAGAAGCUCAAAACAUCGGGACCGUCCAAAUCGAAAGCCCCUAAGGGGAAGGGGCACAAGCAGUGGCCUCGAGGCUACGGGAUGACCCCCGCCCUGCGGCUAGAGGGGCCCCCUCUCUUCCCGCCUUUUGAGAAAGUCGCAAGACCUUUUUAUUUUGGCGAACCUUUGGAAACGCCUCUUGCUCUGGACAAACCGGCCACCGUCGAUGUGGGAACCUCCACCCAGGCCAGUCCCGAAGAAGACGGAGAGGCCGAAGGAUCUGACGGGCACCACUGGCCGGCUUUCCAAGUGUCCGAGUCAUGUCCCAUGAGGUGCUACUGCAAGCAUCAGGCUCCGAGGAAGCUGCCUAAGAACGUUGUAGCUUGGCUGAACCCCUCCACCAACCACCUGGCAGAACCGCCCUGGGUUGCCACUGCCAUGCUGGCCGUCUCACUGGUCGCCGGGACCAAGUUCUACUUAGACUCUUACAAACAGGAACACGUUUCCAGUGAGGACUGAAUCUCCCCCCUUCCCCGGGGGUUCUCGGUAAUAAAACUUGCGCCCUGUGGCUCCGUGCAGUCAGCCUUACUGGGGAUGUUAAAACAGGUGGCGAGAUCUUAAGUUUUAGAAAGUGGACGGUAAGAUAUUGGUUGGCAGUUCAUUUUCAACAGAGCAAUACUGAAGGCUGAGUGAUGCUGUCUCAUCCCACUGACUGACAGACAAGGAGUUCUUUUAACCCAUAAAGCAGAGCUCUCUAGGCACUUAACCGUUUCCCAGUCACUGUUUGUGGGCCUCCAAUAUCUGGCUCUCAAAGAAGUCCACCAGGACUGAAGGUGGAAGCGUCCUCCUUCGUGUUCACACUUGGUAAGGCAAGAGAUCCAGCUCAGAGGCAACGUCCAGGCCCCGUUUGACCACUAAAAGCUGCAGUUAGCUCAAAAUGGAAGUAGAUACCUCUAUCCUCCUUGUGUUUGGGAAACAGGACAAUAUAUACAUAUACAUAGCAAUCUGGCCUUACAGCUGAGUCGUGUCCCAUUCUGGUACCUUCAGGAUUGGCUUAAGACGGCUAGGAAAACUAUAUUUAUAGAAGAGCAUGUUUUUGUUUAUUGAACCAGUCAUCCCUUUAAGUGACUUUGCACAAAACCAACAGCCGCACGGUACCCAAAUAAAAACAAAACAAAACAAAA
This is a messenger RNA of Pogona vitticeps (central bearded dragon), 3414 nucleotides long. The record is from RefSeq and is a predicted model, not a curated record. Lineage: Eukaryota; Metazoa; Chordata; Lepidosauria; Squamata; Agamidae.